Messenger RNA from Nannizzia gypsea CBS 118893, 927 nucleotides. RefSeq names its product autophagy protein 5. Gene Ontology annotation, cellular component: cytoplasm; phagophore assembly site membrane; Atg12-Atg5-Atg16 complex. The record is from RefSeq and is a predicted model, not a curated record. Bases 1 to 927 code for a protein of 308 amino acids. The transcript has 3 exons. NCBI's taxonomy places the organism in Eukaryota, Fungi, Ascomycota, Eurotiomycetes, Onygenales, Arthrodermataceae. Gene Ontology annotation, biological process: nucleophagy; autophagy of mitochondrion; autophagosome assembly.
AUGGCUGCGACCUCACAAACCCUCAGGCAACAGGUUUGGGAAGGCUGUCUACCACUACAGAUAACUCUAUCAAAGUCAGAGUGCAGAGUAUUUGAUAAGGCGGAUUCAUAUAUUAUAUCAUUCCCUCGUCUGUCAUAUCUACCAUUCCUAUUACCCAGGCUACUUGACUUCUUCAAACCAUAUCUUAUUGGCUCUGACCCCGUAUACCCAUACCAAGGCUGGUUCGAGUUCGAAGGAGUUCCGCUGAAAUGGCACUACCCCGUGGGCUUGCUUUACGAUCUAUACGCCAGCACGGAGCCAACACAAGGGAAAGAUGAUGAUAGAGAUCAAAGGUAUACAUGUCGGGAAAACCUGCCAUGGAAGUUAACAUUACAUUUUCAAGACUGGCCUGAUCAGGAACUUGUUGGUCUUGAUGAAGAGGGGAGGGUUAUGCAUGACUUCUUCAUGAAUAGUGUCAAGGAGGCGGAUUUUGUUCGCAACGGCACUGGAAAGAGCAUUAUGGCGCUUUCAAGAGAAGAUUCAAAUAAGCUCUGGACAUCCAUACAAGAGCACUCCUUUCAAGCCUUCCAUCGGGUUAAUAAUACACUCCUACCGAAUCUAUCCACUCCAUUCCGCAAUAUACCAUUGCGAGCAUAUCUUCCUAUUACGGCGGAGCCUGGGAAAUCGUCCAUCAAAGUUGUGCAGUCUCAGUUUCCACCAAAAAUAGCGGCCUCAGCACCAGAAGGAACCGAGAAGCAAACACAAACCAUCGGAACGGCGCUUCAUUCUAUAGUACCCAGCCUAUUCCCGGAUGAUAAAGAUAUAAGUACGGCGACGCCUAUUUUACAUGGAGCUGCAGUCCCAAUGAAUGCACCCGUCGAGGAGGUGGUGCGGUGUGCGGCAUAUGCUGAUGGGUGGUUAAACGUUGUCAUCCGGAUUCAUGGGUGA